AUGAUUAAAUCAUUUUAUUGUAAUGUUUUAAUUGUAUUAUUAAUUGGAUUGAUUGGUUGUAUUUUUGCUUCACCAACAACAAUUUCAGUAACUCCAGGUAUAGUUGAAAAUUCAAAUGACCAAGUUAUUAUUAGUUGGAGUGGUAUUGUAAAACCAACAACAAAUGAUAUCGUUGCAAUUUAUUCCCCAUCAACUGCAAGUGUAACUCAUCCAUGGGGUUAUAUUAAAUUAUCACAAUCUUCAUCAUGGAAAAGUGGAUCAGGAUCAGUUUCAUUACCAUUAUUAAAUGUUAGAUCAGAUUAUAUUUUUAGAAUUUGGUCACCAGUUGUAAAUUCAUCAUCACCACAAUUAAAUAUUUUCCCAAAUGUUACAUUAACAUUAUUGGCAACAUCAACAGCAGUAACAUUUAAGAAUCCAAAUGCACCAGAUAAGUCAUAUUUAGCAUUUACAAAUAGUACAAGUGAAAUGAGAUUAAUGUGGAUUAGUGGUACUAAUGAUUCACCAAUUUGUUAUUAUUCAAGUGAUCCAAAUUCAUUAAGCAACUCUGUGACAGGUAUAACAGUGACCUAUGCAAUUAGUGAUAUGUGUGCAUCACCAGCCAACGAGACUAAUUACUUUAGAGAUCCAGGUUACAUUCAUGAUGUUGUCAUGACAGGAUUAUUACCAAAUACAACCUACUAUUAUUAUUUUGGUAGUGAAAAUGAUGGUAUGUCAGCUAUUCAAUCAUUUUUAUCACAACCAGAUAAUAGCGACCCAUCAAAUUCCGAAGCAUUUGUAAUUGGUUUUGGUGACCUUGGUACCACAUUUCCUUAUACAGCAUUGGUCGAAACUCAAUAUCCAGCAAGUGAAACAAUUGCAGCAAUUUCCCAAACCAUUAGUGCACCAUAUGGUUCAUCACCAUUUGUUAGAGCAAUGGGUAAACAAAGUAAUUCAAUCGAUAGAUUAGAUCCAAGUCAAACACCAUUUUGGAGUGUUCAUCACAUUGGCGAUAUCUCUUAUGCUAGAGGUAAAGCAUUCAUUUGGGAUUACUUUAUGGAUUCUAUGCAACCAAUCGUCUCAAAAGUACCAUACAUGGUAUCGAUUGGUAAUCAUGAAUACGAUUUCAUUGGUCAACCAUUUGCACCAUCUUGGUCAAACUAUGGUAGUGAUAGUGGUGGUGAAUGUGGUGUACCAUACAGUAAGCGUUUCCAUAUGACAGGUGCAGAGGAUUCAACUCGUAACCUUUGGUUCUCCUAUGAGAAUGGACCAAUUCAUUUCACUGUAAUGUCAGCUGAACAUGAUUUCCUUCCAGGUAGUCCACAAUUUGAAUGGUUAAAUAAUGAUUUAGCAUCAGUUGACCGUGAAAAAACUCCAUGGGUAAUCUUUAGUGGUCAUCGUCCAUUAUAUACCUCUGCAUUACCAGAGGAUUCAAUUGGUUCAAUCACAGCUCUUCGUGAAGCUAUUGAACCAUUAUUCCAAAAGUAUGAUGUUGAUAUGGCAUUAUGGGGUCAUGUUCACAUCUAUGAACGUACUUGUGGUUUCAUUGGUAAUUUCACUUGUGCUGAUAAUGAUAAUGAUGGUACCGUUCAUGUUAUCAUUGGUAUGGCUGGUAAUACUUACUCUGUACCUUGGGAAGGCUCUGAUAUUAGCUCUGGUAAUGGUCACGAAGAUGAACCAGAAUGGUCAAUCUUUAGAAGUAUCUCUUAUGGUCAUGUAAGAUUCUAUGCAAAUACAACCUCACUUUAUUUUGAAUUUGUUGGUAAUCAUAGAUCAAUUGUUCAUGACUCUUUUUGGUUAAAUAAAUAA
Dictyostelium discoideum AX4 is the source of this 1785-nucleotide messenger RNA. RefSeq lists its product as hypothetical. The record is from RefSeq and is a predicted model, not a curated record. Lineage: Eukaryota; Evosea; Eumycetozoa; Dictyosteliales; Dictyosteliaceae. The coding region runs from base 1 to 1785 and encodes 594 amino acids. Gene Ontology annotation, cellular component: extracellular region. The transcript is spliced from 2 exons. Gene Ontology annotation, molecular function: metal ion binding; hydrolase activity; acid phosphatase activity.